Messenger RNA from Postia placenta MAD-698-R-SB12, 2571 nucleotides. RefSeq lists its product as hypothetical. Lineage: Eukaryota; Fungi; Basidiomycota; Agaricomycetes; Polyporales; Adustoporiaceae. Bases 1 to 2571 code for a protein of 856 amino acids. The record is from RefSeq and is a predicted model, not a curated record. The transcript is spliced from 5 exons.
AUGCUGUGGAUUAGCAUAGCAUGCAAACUCGGCGCGUACGCGCUCUUUGCGCUCUUCGCGCACAUACAUGCCAACGGCGGCCUCAACGGCCAAAACAUCGGUUUUCUCCUGGACGCGGUCACCCCCCAAGCCCGGCUCAUUACAACUGUGCUCCGCUCUCUCGGCCCCUCGCUCCGGUCUGCACCAACCAUCAAAGCGCCUGAUGAUGGAUGGCUUAUCGUCGAAACACCAUACCCGACGAUGUUACACAUACUUCCUGACCUUGAGCCCACGGCGUCCCCCGUCAUCUCCGCCACUGCGGGGAAUGGAAGCAGUCACCGCGCUCACGACCUGACCACCCUCGCUCGGAGAUAUCGUAUGGAGCCCAUUGUCUGGGGCUCUAUGCAUGGCGGCGAGGGACUGUGGGAGCGAAGCUACGCUUUCGUCCACGACCAUGGUGUAGGCGUCGCUGCUGUGGGCGCGAUCCUCGCGUUCAUGUGCCUAUGGAUCGCUAGGAGGACCAGGAAGGGAUCAGAUGCGAAGGCGUCCAGGGUUACAAUGGAGAUUUGGUACCAGGAGUCUUUGGAGGAUGCACUCAACGGCAUCAUGACUCAACAGGGCAAUGAGGCGAACAUUGCGCAUCUCGUGCAGGUCUAUAACGCCAUCAUCACCAACGCCAGUCGGAGCGCACUCCUCAACACAGCCACGUAUGCGCCAACGGCCUCUGCGGCGGCGAGGAUGGUCACAUACCCGAGUGUGGACGCAGCGGACGCAUAUACCCGCGCUGCCGCUGCCGAUACCCUACAUACCCUGACCACCCCGCACACGCCAGCCCCCCUCGGCCCCGCGCCCGCACCAUCGCGGCCCUCCACCGUGGGCAUUCCAGACAACACGCACGCUAACGACGCGCCUGCGAUCGACGAACGGUCGGACCUCAAGUUUGUAAGUAGGAUCCUGGACGGUGUGCCCCGGCUCCACACCCACUGGGGGCAAGCAGACAGAGAGCGCGCCGCUGCUACCUCCGCCGAUGCCGCCUCCGCCCAGCCCGGUCCACAUCCCGCGAGCCCCCCGCCUGACGUCCCGCCCACCGGUUCCCCGCCGCAUGUCACCCCGCCACACGGAUCGUUCCAACCGCCUCCUGCGUUCCAGCAACUGACCUGGGACGCGGUGCGGCAAUUCUGCUGGGACGCCAUGAAGAGCACGAUCCGCACCGCCGUCAUCCCGAAGAUGGCCGCGGUCCUGCGCGCGGAGCACGACUGGCACAUGGAGCUCGACGCGGGGCUGCGCGCGCUGGAUCACCGGACGGCGCAGUGGGACGUCGAGCGCGUGCAGUCGUACGAGGACCUAAGGGAGCGGCAGGACAAGCUCACACUGCGGUAUGUGCAGCUCCAGCAGACGUGCGGGGCGCUGGAGACGCGGUGCGGGCAGUUGCAGACGAGGGUGACGGGGCUGGAGCAGGCGGAGCGGCUGCGUGUGGCAUGCGAGGUUGCGCGCCGGCAGGAGGAAGACGCGCGCGCGCUCUGGGAGGAGAUGAUGAAGGGCAAGGGCUUGGAUCGAGGGCAUGGGUCGAUAUGGCUUCCUGGGGGACUUGGCGAAGGCGUUUCAACACUGAGGCAGGGCCGUGCGCCUGCGGCGGAACUCGUCCCCAAUGUGCUCUACCGUACACCCGAGCCCGCGCCCGUGCCCGCGCCAUCGCGUCCACCAUCCCCUGCGUCGCCACGUCUGCCGCCUGCGUUCGCGUCCCUGCUUCAACGGCAAGCGUCCCCGAUUCCACGGCCAGCGGCCCCGAUUCCACGAUCAGCGUCCCCACCUCCACGGGCAGCAUCUCCGCCUCCACGACCAGCGGCCCCAUCUCCACGGCUAGCGUCCCCACCUUCACGACCAGCGUCCCCAUCUCCACGACCAGCAUCCCCGGUGCCGGAACUAUCGCCCCCGUCUGUGCAGCAAAUGCGGUUGAUACUACCGGCGCGCCCGCCCACAUGCUCGUCAACGCGCCCUUCGUCUGCGCCAUCAAGUCCGCUGCCGCGCGAUGAGGACAAGUCGUACCUGUUGGCCAUGCCGGGACCGGAGCCGCGACGCUCGCACACCGUGGGCCCGGGCGUGCCGCCGCGCACAGAGUCAUCAGCGUCGGACAUCUCUGCUAUCGCGCCCUUCGAUUGGCCGUUGCCCGACUACGCGUACGCACAAGAGCCGUCGUCGCUCCCGGAGACACCGGUCUACGAAGAGCCGCUGGACGCGCAGAUCUUCGAGGACGCUCCCGACCAGCAGGACUUCAGCCCUGUUCCGAGCUUAUUCCCGUCGGGCGCGAGCCACACAACGCUGAACCCGACUGCUGCGGAGUUUCGUCCGACGCAGGCGCACCAACAGGCGUACAGUCACAUACAGCCGAACAAUUUGCAUCCGGCACAAACACCUGGUGCGGGGCCCUCCGCGUAUACGGACUACCCGCCGAGUAGGUAUCUACCAGCUUUCGCGUCCUCACACCAUCGGCGUGCGCCUGAGUCGAGGCCUCCACUCUCUGGGAACGUCCCCCUCGGUACACAGCCGCGCUAUGUAUGUUGCGAUAUUUGUAUCGCUUGGCUCUUCUGCUGA